This is a messenger RNA of Salmo salar (Atlantic salmon), 1490 nucleotides long. RefSeq names its product PLAC8 like 1 (gene plac8l1). The record is from RefSeq and is a predicted model, not a curated record. Lineage: Eukaryota; Metazoa; Chordata; Actinopteri; Salmoniformes; Salmonidae.
CUACACAAUAGAUGUUCUGCUUUUUGCUCUCACUCAGCAGGAAAUGUCCUCGGCUGUUCAGAGAAACCGGGUGAGAUGUUUCUUAUUAUACCACAAGCCUCCCCCAGCCGAUUCUCAUACCAACACUGUACCAAAAAGCAGAAGUGAUCAGGAGGAUGUUUGCCAGACAGCUCACUUGUGUCCAGGACUAAGCGGUAGCACGUUGCUGUUGUCUGUGAUUCGGUGGGAAACUUAUCCAGUCUCCCCUUCCUUCCCUGGCUGGGAGCAGUCGUCAGCAUGGAGGAUACCACAGCCAUAGUCACCACAGACCAUUGUGCACCAGUCACCAAAGCUGCAAAGCAGCAGGCCCCAGGUGAUGAGGAGGACGAGGAAGCCGGGGGCUGGGACAUAGGAACAGAAAGCUGGAACACACAGAGUGCCGCUUCUGCUGCGAUGAAACUCCCUGUGCUCACGCAGCCUGGCCUGGGGGUAACCACGACAACAGUGACCACCAUCACUCAGACGGGAGGGGACUGGAGCAGCAGUCUGUUCAACGUGUGUGGAGACAGGACCACAUGUCUCUUGGGGGCCUUUGUGCCCUGUUGCUUGGACCUUAGUCUGGCCCACCAGUACGGGGAGUGUCUGUGUCUGCCCCUGCUCCCUGGCUCCACAUUCGCCAUGCGGGUGGGCAUCAGGGAGAGAUACAAGAUACAGGGCAGCGUCUGUGAGGACUGGACUACAGUGAAUUGCUGCUACCCCCUGGCCAUCUGUCAGAUGAUCCGAGAGAUGAAGAGGAGGAUGAAGAGCCAAACCUACAAGGUAUCCACUGCACUAGAGUGCUCUUGACAACAUGGCUGUCUGUGUACUAGAUUCAUUCAUCCAGGUCAGGACCACAUCUUAUUCAUAUUGCAAUAUUCAUGAUCUAACCUUGGUACCUAUAGCAAACUUCGCUUGUGUAUAGAACCUUCUGAGGCAACCUUCUGAGGCAUUCAUUUCAUUGGUGCAUCACUGAUGUCUGCAUAUUACUAUGUCACAGAUGGAUGGAUGAUUACUAUGUCACAGAUGGAUGAUUACUAUGUCACAGAUGGAUGGAUGAUUACUAUGUCCCAGAUGGAUAGAUGAUUACUAUUACAGAUGAAUAUGUCACAUCCGUCCAGAUGGUGAUUAUUACAGGUCUCUAUGGGUGUCCUCAUACUACAGGUGCCCGUUUGGUGUCUUAUGAGAGCCCUCGUGGUCAUUCUAGGGUUUCUGAGGACAUCCCUGUUAAAGACGAGUUGGCAUAUGUAAAAUAAAGUUGGUUAAGUUAAGAAUUAAGUUAAGAAUGUAUUUGGGGAUGGGAACUUGGAGUAGGCUUAGUAUUUGAGCCUAUGUAGGAUGUGGAACAUCAGUGAUACUUUACCAGACAAUGUUCCAUAAAUGUUUGUAAAGUAAAAUAAAAUUCCUAACCAAUUGUAUGAAACCGUCCAUGUAGGCUAAGCCAUUAAAUAAUAAAACCUAUUUGCAUAUUUGUA